Monascus purpureus is the source of this 975-nucleotide messenger RNA. NCBI's taxonomy places the organism in Eukaryota, Fungi, Ascomycota, Eurotiomycetes, Eurotiales, Aspergillaceae. The record is from the annotation of a GenBank genome assembly.
AUGACUGACAGAAGAAGAAUUAAUGGGCCGCCUAGCGGCACAAGACCUGUGGUCUUUGCCUCUGCCUUGAAAAGACCUGUUCCUACUACAGACAGACCAACCCGUCAACGGCAACCUACCGAGUUGAGAAAGAUAUUCCUGAAAACCGGUCUUGUCCCAUCUGCGUCAGGCUCUGCGUAUCUUGAAUUGGAGCCUUCUGCCUCACUCUUCGCUGCACGGAAAACCCCGACGUCCUUAAUCCCACCUUCUUCGGCCUUGAAGCUGGCAUGUACCGUUCAUGGACCAAAGCCACUACCUCGAUCUGCAGCCUUUUCGCCAAAUUUAGUCAUUACAACGCAUGUCAAGUAUGCACCCUUUGCAGCCCGCAAGCGGAAGGGACAUAUCCGCGACGCUAGCGAACGUGACCUCGGCGUUCAUUUAGAGACUGCGUUGCGUGGCGUCAUAAUUGCGGAGCGCUGGCCGAAGAGCGCGCUCGACAUUACAAUUACAAUUCUAGAAGCUGAGGAUGACCAUUGGUGGGGCGAUGCGCUGGACUCGCAUGAUGCUUCGUGGGGGAUGAUGAAUGUCCUGGCAGGAUGUAUCACGGCUUCAUCUGCCGCUAUCGCCGAUGCUAAGAUCGACUGUCUUGAUCUCGCGACGGGUGGUGUGGCCGCCCUCGUAGAAGACGACGAUGACAAAUACGGAACCACAAUACCGAAACUGGUGCUAGACACGGACCCAGCAGAACACCAGUCUAUCUGCGCAGCAUGCGUUGUGGCUUAUUUACCUAAUCGGGACGAAAUUACAGAAAUAUGGCUCAGGGGCGAUACCUCCAAAGCAUCCCUCGCCGCUGAUGACAAGCGGACGGCCUACGAGGCCCUAUUAGAUGGGGCAGUAGAUGCGGCCCGGGGGGCCCAUACCGUUUUAUCAGAGGCUGUGAGAGAGUCUGCAGUACGGAUCGCGGGCCAGGCAAUAGGUGGGAAUGCUACACAGUAG